AUGCAAGUGAACAUGUGAAGUUAGUCGAUGUUUUCAAUGCCAAGAUGGCGGACUUUACCGAUACAAAUUCGCACGGAAUGACAGAAAAUAAUAUUCAAAAACGUACUAAUAAUCAGUGGGUACGGUUAAAUGUUGGUGGAACAUAUUUUUUAACAGCAAAAACAACUCUAGCACGAGAUCCUAACUCAUUCCUGUAUCGGCUUUGCCAAGAAGACUCCGACCUCAUUUCCGACAGGGAUGAAACGGGGGCUUAUCUUAUAGACAGAGAUCCUACGUAUUUUAGUCCUAUUUUAAAUUACCUUCGACAUGGAAAAUUAGUAAUUAAUAAAGAUCUCACGGAAGAAGGUGUUCUAGAAGAAGCGGAAUUUUACAAUAUAACUGAACUAAUUCGACUUGUUAAUGAACGAAUAAUUAUGAGAGAUACUCGACCUACAAAGGACUCAGAAAAUCAUGUUUAUCGAGUGUUACAAUGUCAUGAAGAUGAAAUCACACAAAUGGUAUCAACACUGUCUGAUGGUUGGAAAUUUGAGCAGUUAGUCAAUAUUGGUUCUCAAUAUAACUAUGGCAAUAAUGACCAUGCAGAGUUUUUAUGUGUUGUUAGCAGAGAAUAUGGACAAAGUCAAAUAAAUACUAAAGAACAGGAAUCGACAGAUCGAGUAAAGGUACCAAUAUCUUAUUCGCAUUCUGCACACACCAGCCAAAAUAGUCGUUGAUAGUGUGAAAUUUUGAUCUUUAUAUUUUUUAUGUCAUUAUUAAGAUUAUUAGUGUCAAUAUGAUUACUUUAUAUUUAUUAUUAUGUUUAUAAUUAUUCUCAUUUUGAUAUUAUUUUGAUAAGAUAUAUUAAUUAUUAAUAUUACAAUUUUAGUAUGCUAUUACUUUUUAACCGACGUAACAAGCGACAAUUUACACUAAUCGUUUUACUUCUUUUCAUGAAGAUUAAUUGUUUCAAUUUAUUCGAUUUGCAAAAUAGUAACAUCACAGCCAAAGAUUUCAACGCUUAUAACCAAUUACAUACCAUAGACCAAAAUUCAUGAUCAUUUGAAAGAGAAUAAUUUAUAAUAGUUAUUUUGAGAAAUACCCCAUACUUAUCACUUGAAUCUCUUAAACGGCACUGCAGUAUUAUACUCACUUAUAAAUAAUCAACUUAUUAGUAUUUUAUAUUCAUUAUUUUUACAUUUUAGGAGUAAGGCUCAAAUAAUAUUAACAUAGCCAAAACCUCCGUAGAUAUUAUAUAAAAAAGUUUGCUGA
This is a messenger RNA of Chelonus insularis, 1248 nucleotides long. RefSeq names its product BTB/POZ domain-containing protein inc (gene inc). Gene Ontology annotation, biological process: proteasome-mediated ubiquitin-dependent protein catabolic process; protein homooligomerization. Gene Ontology annotation, molecular function: cullin family protein binding. The record is from RefSeq and is a predicted model, not a curated record. The transcript has 3 exons. Gene Ontology annotation, cellular component: cytoplasm; Cul3-RING ubiquitin ligase complex. Bases 45 to 713 code for a protein of 222 amino acids. Lineage: Eukaryota; Metazoa; Arthropoda; Insecta; Hymenoptera; Braconidae.